CCGUGCGGGGCCUUUAGCGGCGGUGCCGCUGUCGGGUCCGGCCCCAGCCCGGCUCCCCGGUCAGGGCCGUGCGGGCGGCUGGGUUCGGAUGCGCUCGGUGGCACCUGCCCCGGGAGCGGGGCACGGACCCUGCCGAUCAGUCUCACACCCGCUGGUUUCCUCCCGUGCCUGGAGGCAGCACGGUGAAGCUGUCCGGGGUGGAGAUGACAAUCCCAGAACUGUCAGGGUUGGAACGCGUGAGUCUCUGGAGAUCGCCCUAUCCAACCCCCCUGCCAUGGCAGGGUCACCUGGGGAAGGUGAUACAGGAAUGUGUCCAGGUGGCUUUGGAAUUACUCCGGAGAGGGAGACAUCCCUGGGCACUAGGGCACAGCGCUCUGCUAUCCUCCCUGUAAAAAAGUUUUUGCUUAUGGCGAGGGCAGACUUCUUGUCUCCUGUCACUGUGCACCACUGCAGAGAGUCUGACACCACCCCCUUGACGCCCACCUGAAUGAUAUUUAUAUGGAUUGAUGAGAGUCCCUGUCAGCCUCCUCUUCUUCAGAUUAAACAGGACAAACUCACACAGCCUCUCACUCUCCUCCUAUGAGAGAUGAACUCAAGUCACUUAAUGAUGUCUUCCUCUGGACCUUCUCCACCAGUACCUUUUCUUUCUUGUACUGAGAUGUCUAGUUGGGGCUGAUUUAAAAAUAAAAGACAAACCUCUGACAUCCUGACACACACUUAAUGCUGUGGCUGUGCCAGGAAUCAACUAUGAAAUUCCUUCUGACCCCAGCAGGUGGAUUUCCUUUCCCCCCAGCUUUGCAGAACGUGGCUUGGCAGCAAUGCCAGCCUACACGCUGGCCCUGUCUGCAUACCCUGCUCCACUGGUGUUCAUUUUCCUGCUGCUUGUGGGGAGGGUUGGGCUGUCCCCUCUGUUGGCUGCCAGCUGCCUCCUCAGCUCUGAUCCCUGUUCCUCCCACCAAAUCCUUAAAUUUAAUCCCAAACCAAACAAGAAGGGGACAGAAAAGAGGAAGAUAACAUGCAUUCUGCAUUUUAACAUACAGUGACUUCCAUGGGUUUGUUUUGGGAUUUUCAUUGUUACCACAUAGAAAAUCUGCAGCUGUUUUUGUUUGGAAUCAUCAUACUCUAUUCAAUCUGUGCAGACUUGUGCUUGUCUGCCCCUCAAUUCAUUUAGACAGACACGAAGGAGGGGCUGAUAUUCCUUGCGACUGCAUGGCACUCUCAUUGCCCUGCUGUAGAGAUACUUUUUGGGGUUUUUUUAAGAGUUGACAACCCAGAGCUGCCCAAAUUCUCAGCUUGCAAUAAUGACCACACAUGCAUGGGGAGUGAGGGCAGUUAAGAUACUGCCCAUGGUGCCACCUCCAGGACAUGAACUGGGGUCUCUCCUGCCUUAUGUCCAGGUAUCUCUCCAAACAGCCACAUUAGUUUCGUGGUCCAGGCAGAGGCUGAAGGAACAACAUCCCCACUUCUGCAGUAGCUGGAGCACAGAGCUCGGUCAGAGAGAGGCUCUAGCCAGGCAGCACAUUGUCAGGUGGAAGAGGAGACCCACACAGGCCGAGGGAGAGGUUUACGGGCUUUUCUGUCCUACCAGCCAUGGAUAGGAGGCAGAAGCAAGCAGAGAAGGUACAGUAUGCCCAAGCUGCUGUGACCAACACCUUUCUUUUCCUCCUAGUCCUGCUCUUCUUUUAUGUUUCAGUAAUUCCUCCUCUUGUUUUUCUCAUUCCUUCUCCAAAACUCAGUCUCACAGCUCUUCCCAGGUCCCACAAAGACCCAACUGCCCUAAAACACGGCAGUUUAUGGGGGGGCUUUGUCAUCUUAUAGAUUUAGCUUUCUUCUCUGUGCUUAACUGCUGGGUGGAGGUAUGGGGACAGCUAUUUUCUCACUGCUUUGGAAGUCAAAGGGAAUGUUCUCCAUGGCUUUGCAUUCUCAGUACACUGACAAUGCAAAGUCCAGAGUCCUGCAGGAGUGUCUGAUUCAGUAAAUCCAUGGAGAGGGAGGUGCAGAGGGAACUGGAAACCUUGAGAGUACUAUUGAAGCAUCUUCAAGCUGAAGAAUGUCCAACCCCGUUCAUCCAAAAGGAUGUUGUUAUUCUUUUUGGGGAAAACUGGUGAGUUGAUUUCCUGAUGAUCAUUUGGGUUUGCUCCGUUAUAUUUCUCCAGCCAGGGAAGUGGUUGGUGCCUUCUAAGGCUUCUGCUCCCACAUGACCCUGUUGGAUGGCAGGAGCCUUUUGGCAUCACCCACUGUUUCCUGAAUAGACAGAGAAGAGGCAUUUGAAUCCUGCCCCAAACUUAGCUAAAUUCUGCCUGCUCAAAGCCAAAAGGGUAGUUUGGUUUGGCACAAGGGUUCUGAUUUUUAGCCUUACACUUCUGUAAGAAAUAAGGAAAGUUUCUGAUAGUACGUAAGAUUAUUUUUUUCACAACUUUCUUCCCACUUACCAUGGGAUGGAAGGGUUUGACUUUGUUCAUCACAUGGAGACUCUCAGCUGGAAGGUGUCCAGAGAGUGGGGAGAUGUGUCCUCAUCCCAGCAGCAUAUUCUCUGAGGAGCUGAGGAUAGGUAUCUUGGGAGAUGGAGUUUCUCUUCCACAGCUUUCCUGGACGUCCUGCACCCUCUCCAGCACACAACUGUGCUCUACUCCCAGGCUGGGACACCCGUGUGCCCACAGAGAGGCUGGGAUGGGGGACUCCUAGCUCCAGGUUCUUUGUUACCUCAGGGGAAGUUUUGUCUCGAAGUUUGCUCUGUGCUUUGCAGGCCAGGCCCUGUGGCCUGCUGAAGCAGACAGCUCUAAACAAGAUCCCGGGCAGAUUCCGGCUCCAUCAGGAAGCGCUGCCCCACCUGCCCGUGCCACCACUCCAGCAGACCCUGGAUCGGUACCUGCUGGCCCUGCAGCCCAUCAUCAGCCCCGAGGAGCUGAGCCACACACAGGAGCUGGUGGCUGAGUUCCGCAAGCCAGGAGGUGUCGGGGAGAGGCUGCAGAAAGGCCUGGAGAGAAGAGCCAAGAAAACAGAGAACUGGCUCUCAGACUGGUGGCUGAAGACAGCUUACCUGGAAUAUCGCCUGCCAGUUGUGGUCCACUCCAGCCCAGGUGUGGUUUUACCUAAACAGGAUUUUCUGGAUCGACAAGGUCAGCUCAGGUUUGCUGCCAAGCUGAUCGAGGGUAUCCUGGAUUUCAAGACCAUGAUUGACAAUGAGAGCCUUCCAGUGGAGUAUAUGGGUGGGAAGCCCCUCUGUAUGAACCAGUACUACCAGAUCCUCUCAUCCUGCCGCAUUCCUGGGCCCAAGCGGGACUCCAUUGUCAACUACGCCAAAGGCAAAAAGCAGUCCAGACACAUCACAGUCGUUCACAACUUCCAGUUCUUUGAACUGGAUGUUUACAACAGUGAUGGAUCUCCCCUUACUGCUGACCAGCUCUUCAUUCAGCUGGAGAAGAUUUGGAACACCUCCCUCCAAACAAACAAAGAACCUAUUGGGAUCCUUACCACCAACCACCGAAAUAGCUGGGCAAAAGCCUACAACAACCUCCUGAAAGAUAAAACCAACAAGGAAUCCGUGCGUGCCAUUGAGAAGAGCAUCUGCACCGUGUGCCUGGAUGCCCCCAUGCCCCGGGUGUCCGAGGACAUCUACAAGAGCCGCGUGGCCGCGCAGAUGCUGCACGGCGGCGGCAGCCGCUUGAACAGCGGCAACCGAUGGUUCGACAAAACUCUGCAGUUCAUCAUUGCUGAAGAUGGCUCCUGUGGUCUUGUCUAUGAGCACGCUCCCUCUGAAGGCCCACCCAUCGUUGCUCUUCUGGAUCACAUUGUGGAGUUCACGAAGAAACCCGAGGUGGGCAAAUCAUCCACGAUUCCUCUGCCAAUGCCCAAAAAGCUGCGGUUUAACAUCACCCCAGAAAUCAAGAAUGACAUAGAGGAGGCAAAGCAAAACCUCAACAUAAUGGUCGAAGAUCUGGAUAUCAAAGUCAUGGUCUUUCAUCAAUUUGGAAAAAGCUUCCCCAAAUCAGAAAAGAUAAGCCCUGAUGCUUUUAUCCAGCUGGCCUUGCAGCUGGCAUACUACAGGAUGUAUGGCCACUCCUGUGCCACGUACGAGAGCGCGUCCCUGAGGAUGUUCCGCCUGGGCCGCACCGACACCAUCCGCUCCACCUCUGUGGCCUCUCUCAAGUUUGUGCAAUCCAUGGACAGCCCUGACAAAUCGGACCAGGAGAAAGCAGACCUGCUGAGGAGAGCCACACAGGCCCACAGGGAAUACACAGACAUGGCCAUACGGGGCAAUGCAAUAGACCGGCACCUCUUGGGGCUGAAGCUCCAGGCAAUCGAGGACCUGGUGAGCAUUCCUGAGCUCUUCAUGGACACAGCCUAUGCUGUUGCAAUGCACUUCAAUCUCUCAACCAGCCAGGUCCCAGCCAAGACAGAUUGUGUGAUGUGUUUUGGUCCCGUGGUUCCAGAUGGCUAUGGAGUCUGUUACAACCCUAUGGAGGAACACAUCAACUUUGCAAUUUCAGCCUUCAAUAGCUGUGCUGACACAAACGCAGCCCGCAUGGCACAUUAUCUUGAGAAAGCACUGCUAGACAUGAGGAUCUUGCUCCAGGCUGCUCCCAAAUCCAAACUGUAAGAGGAAAAUCCCCCCAGUUAAACAGGCUAUCCCUGAUGCAUUGAAGCUCCCAAUUCCUCAGAAAACGAUUCAGAGAACAGCUUGCCCUGGAACCUAUGAAGAUGCCUACCAUUUGUUUUCAGCAAGACGUUACAGAAGAGCCACCUGCAGCUAUCAGAUUCUGUAGUGAAAGGAAACACUGUCUCAAACCAAAGUAGAGCUGACAGGGCUUCUCCCAUCAAUGCAAAAUGCACCUUCCUGUCCUCAAAGAGGACUCAAAAUAUUAUUUUCAUGAAAAUUACUGUAAGGGAAUACAGAAAGCAGUCCCUACCAGUAUCUAAAUCCCUUUGGUGAGGAAGGUGGUUCUUGUCCAUGAAAAACAGGGAAUGCUUCUUGUAUGAUAGAACUACUGUAAGACCAAGUCUUUUUCCUGGUUUCAUCUUCUGAAGAGCAUCUUCCAGUCCUGACUGAAGGUUUUUCUACUGCUGCAGCAAAACUUCAUCAUUCAACUUCAGCAACAGGAAAAGGAAGUCAAGCCAGAGCAGAUGCAGUCUUGUUAAGAGUACUGCACUACUUAUCCCAGACACUCCAGUACAGACUUUACAGGAAUGUUCCCUUCCCCUUGUGCAGGAUACUGGAAUCUCCUUCCUCCUACACUGACCCUCUUAACAACAGAACGUGACUCUAAGGUGAUUUUUACUGUUUCAGAUUUUUUUGUUGUUGUUGUUCUUGCUCUGGGCCUUUUGGCAAGCUUCCUGCCAUGGUCCUACCAUUGAUCUUCCAGCUCAGCCUAAAGCUUUUUCCUCAAAGCUUCUACAAAACUCUCCUCAUGUAAUUUUUUUCCAGCUUUGGCUUUAUGUACCUUCACAGCUGCAGAGACGAGAAGGGAUUUGCUAUGCAUUUAGCAGGACCCUUGCUCUGUUGUACCUUUCUUUGGAGCUGAGGAAAAGAAAAAGUUGCUGACUGUUUACUAACAAGCCACGUGCCUGAUGUCCUUCAGGCACACACAUUAACCCAAUGUGGUUUUUGCACCUUGCUUUCAGAAACAGCAGUUUUGUGCACAAUGUUAUGCCUGACCUGUGGACAAAUAAGGAUUAUUUCUGAUUAGAAACUACAGGACAUACUUCCAUUCCUGGCCCACAGAGUUCAAAUCUGUUAAAGGCCAAAGGAAAAACAGCUGCAGAAACCCUUCUUUCACAUCACUCUGCUGUAACAAGGCAGAAUACCUUGAAAAACAGGAAGAAAGCAGGGUAUACAUGGACCUGUAGGGUUUUUUUCUGCACUGUGACAGCCCCUGUUCCUGCAGUAAUAGCACAGCACCUUUUUCUGCCACUCUGGGGAGUUAUUUCUUACUGAAAUAUUACUCCAAAUUGUGUCAGCUUUAUUCUGUGACAGGAUGAUCUCAUACGAUACUGUUUUUAUGUUCAGUUGACAAACUUGAGACAGUAAAAGUUUAUAUAUAAACAUUAACAUACAAUGGUAGCAUAGGAAUUGCUUCCAAACAAUCUGUCAGAACCCAAGCUCCUGACUACACUUUUAUUUAGUAAAACCAUAUAGUAAUGAAGAAUUCUAGUGCUAUUUCUGCAGUAGGAAUUCCAUAUUUAAAUUGCACACCCUUCAAGAUGUGUCUGCUGGGAUGUCACCAGAAACAAGAAGUAUUAGGAGUGUGAUGGCCUGUUUUGUUAACAGGGAAAUAAUUGCAAGAGACAUGAUCAAAGUGCCUUGAUGAACAUGUAUGAAGAAAUUUGCACUAAAGCUUUUUAAAGUAAAAGAAGAAAAAAAAAUAAUUCUGAUUUGCUUCUCAAAAGAUACAAGCCAAUCUUUUGGCAUUUUUUUCCUGAAAGGAUGUUAUUUCAAAGCUUCUAUCUUAUACCUAAUAACAAACCUUAAAAGAGGAAAAUUUAAUUGAAACUCACCUGCACAGCCAGUGAUUGUAUUGAACUUGAUUGAACUGCCACUUUCACAUCAUCUACAUGGAUUUAGUUGGUCUUUUAGAAAAUCCUGAAUGGAGUGAGACAGCCUAAACACAGGAAUAGGAGCACUACAGACCUGCAAGCAGAAACCCCUGCUCUGGUGACUCCUCAGUAUCAAUCAGACUGAAAACUGGAAGAGGAUACUCAGUAUUAUCAAACUAAGUCAUUGUGUAAAUACUACAGAAAAGAACAAACCAUACUGGAAUAACAUCUGGAUUUAUGGAUCCUUUUACAUGGAAAAAUAUAUUCCUUUUGCCCAAGUAAUCCUCCCCCCAUACUGAAUCAGCUUCUGUUGCCAGGGGAUGAAUUAUUUUUCCAUGUCUGCAAUGCUUUCAAGCACAAGAAGUGCCACUGAAGUAUUUGAGACUGGCCCUUUUCCACUUCUGUCUCAAAAGGAAGGCUCUCAAGCAAAGUGCCUAUUAAAGACUAAGCAUGAGCAUGUGCUGCUGAAGACUGUACUGCAGAAGAUGGGAUUGAUUUAUUCUGGAUCUAAAUCUGGGUAUCCCACUAGCUUCAGCUGUGGGAUACUGUACUAGAGUACAGCUGCAGGGAGUAGACAAAGAGAUACAAGAUUCAUAAACCACCUAAUGCAGCCUUACUGAUACACAGAGCUGAAAUUCAGAUGAAUGAGGCUGAUUUUUAAAGUGCUUGAAAGGACACUAAAUCAUUACAAGGUUUUUCCUUUUUAAAGUCUUUUCUUAUGGUUCAAGUUCUAAAGUGUGAUGUCCUUCUGGUUUGUAUCUUCUAGAUUUUUUCAGUGUUGACUUACUGAAUACUGUUCUCCCUGUUUCUGAUUGUUUUGUCAAGAUAUGUCCAUUGUUUUAAAGGCACAUUAAGUAGAAGAAACUAAAGCUCCAGAAAAAAAAAAAUGACCGAUUUGGAACAAAUUAUUUCAGAAAUUCACAGACUGAAAAUAUUCAGAUAACUCUUGGGCUAUGAGUGCAAUCUUGGACACAGCCUGGUAGUGUUGCAUGUUUUGCUGGUUAGCUGUGUUAAAUACUGUUAGGUAGUAGGAUCCAUGUCAUGCAAAGUUUGGAAAUGUUUGUUGAAUAAACUGGGACACAAUAAAAAGAUAAAUGCUA
Cinclus cinclus is the source of this 7634-nucleotide messenger RNA. It is a transcript of the gene CRAT, whose product is annotated as carnitine O-acetyltransferase. The record is from RefSeq and is a predicted model, not a curated record. NCBI's taxonomy places the organism in Eukaryota, Metazoa, Chordata, Aves, Passeriformes, Cinclidae. Gene Ontology annotation, molecular function: carnitine O-acetyltransferase activity. The coding region runs from base 2564 to 4600 and encodes 678 amino acids. Gene Ontology annotation, cellular component: peroxisome. Gene Ontology annotation, biological process: carnitine metabolic process, CoA-linked. The transcript is spliced from 14 exons.